AAUAGGUUGGUGAAAUGCGUUUAAGUGGCAGCUCUUCCAGCUCGGGCAAAAACUAAGGGUGUGGUUGGAGGGUACCAGGUCCUUCGCUGACCAUGCAUCUUCUAAAAGCAACAUUUGGCUGGCUUUGGCAUAUGGGCAUGCUGUGCAUCUCUGCCCAAGCAACAUUAAACAGAGAUAGCGUUGUCAGGAAAGGUCGGGAGAAUUGUGAAUUGUGGUGCCAGACAGCUCCUCCGGUACUUCAACAAAUGGCCCACAAACAAGGAGCAGCUUGGGUUGUGGGGCACUUAGGUGGCAUUCCUGAGAUUUCCUUACCCAAAGAGCAUCCAGUCAGACUCCAGUCUAAGGCUGGAGAUCAGGAGGGCUGGGCUCCAUUGAAGGAUUAUAGUGAUGCCAGCAAAGACUGGAGGGUCACUCAGACUGUCAAGCAUGGAGAAGGUGUGCAUCAGGCUGGGGGUCACUUGGAAAAAAAAGACGAAAGUCAUUUGAGGCGAGAUUCUUCUGUAGCCUUGAGGACCAGAAGUGCUCUGAAGGCUGAAGAGUGGGAGAAGAGCUCAGCAAGAAUUGGGCGCAGGAAAUAUCCAAGAAGCAAGCGGGGGACUGGUGAGACCCAAGAUACAAGAGAAGCAAGAAAAAGUAAAACUUUCAAGAACAGGCACCACUUCAGUGUCUUCAAUAUCUCAGUGGAUAGUCAGACAACUCCCUUUCGUGGAGUUGUGGGGAAUGUUGUGCCUCAGGCAUUACCCUUGAAUGGCUCAGCCAGUCAUAUGGCAGGAAGGGAACCUGCUGCCCUCAGAAAUGGGACCUUCCAACCACCUCAUGUAAAGAACCCUUUUUACCCCCUGACUCAGGAGUCCUAUGGUGCCUAUGCAGUCAUGUGUUUGUCAAUAAUAAUCUUUGGCAUUGGGAUAAUGGGGAACAUGGCAGUGAUGUGCAUUGUCUGCCAUAACUACUAUAUGAGGAGUAUCUCCAACUCUUUGCUGGCCAACUUAGCCUUUUGGGAUUUCCUUAUAAUUUUUUUCUGCCUGCCUCUGGUGAUCUUCCAAGAACUCACCAAAAAGUGGCUGUUGGAGGAUUUCUCCUGCAAAAUUGUACCUUACAUUGAGGUAGCAUCUCUUGGAAUAACAACCUUCACAUUAUGUGCUCUCUGUAUAGACCGAUUCCGUGCUGCCACCAACGUGCAGAUGUAUUAUGAAAUGAUUGAAAACUGCACAUCUACAACAGCCAAACUGGCUGUGAUAUGGAUUGGAGCUUUACUGCUGGCUCUUCCUGAAGUGGUUCUGCGCCAAUUGACUAAAGAAAACUCUGAAAUCAGUGGCAACCCGCCUGUGGAACGAUGUGUGGUCAAGGUUUCUCCUCACUUACCUGACACAAUAUAUGUGUUAGCGCUUACAUAUGAUGGUGCAAGGCUCUGGUGGUACUUCGGCUGUUACUUUUGCUUACCAACACUUUUUACCAUCACUUGCUCAUUGGUGACUGCCAGGAAAAUCCGAAAGGUGGAAAAAGCUUGCACCCGUGGGAACAAGCGGCAGAUUCAGCUGGAGAGCCAAAUGAACUGCACAGUGGUAGCGUUGACCAUUUUAUACGGUUUUUGCACCAUUCCAGAAAACAUUUGCAAUAUUGUCACUGCCUACAUGUCCACAGGGGUAUCUCAGCAGACGAUGGACCUUCUCCAUCUGAUUAGUCAGUUUCUCUUGUUCUUUAAAUCUUGCGUGACUCCAGUACUCCUCUUUUGUCUUUGUAAACCGUUCAGCCGAGCUGUUUUGGAGUGCUGCUGUUGCUGUUGCGAUGAGUGCAUUCAGAAGUCUUCUACAGUAACAAGUGACGAUAAUGACAAUGAAUAUACCACAGAGCUUGAACUUUCCCCUUUUAGUACGAUACGUCGUGAAAUGUCCACAUUUGCCUCUGUGGGAACUCACUGUUGAUUUUCCCUUUGACCAGAAUUCUUUUCCAACUUACAAUAAAAUUGGUUUGAGUUUUAGGUGUAAUUUCAGUUGGAUCCUGGGUUUUUUUUUCUCCCUAAGUUGCAAAAGAAAAAAUAAAUUGUGUAAAAUUUAAAGUAUGCCGGUUUGUAUAUAACAACUUUUCUUUGAGAAAUAACUUUAGUUACUAAAAAGAACGACUUACCAGGGAUCUUUAGAAUCAUUAUCUUGAUGGUGCUAGCAUUUCUUUAUUAAGGGAAGGUUGAAGUAGUUUUAGCCACUCUCUUCUAUUAUUUAAACUAAUACAGAUUUAAACUAAUACAGAUUUUGGUAUGAAUUUCAUUCAUAAUGUUUAUAACAAGCAUUUCUAAAGUUGCAAUCCUAAAUAAGGAUACUCGAUAGUAAAUCUUCUUAAAUUUAGACUUCUGCAUAAAUAUGCAAAGGAUUCCACUGUUUGUCUAUGAACUUUUUAAAAUAUGGAAACAAAUAUUAGUAAGUCCAUUUAUUUUGAGGCAUGUGAAGUAUGUGCCUAUAUAUUUUACUAAUGAGGUUUUAAACUGCUUAACCAAGAUCACUGUAUCCUUACCCCUCCCUCCCCAAAAUGUUUUGACAAAACUAUGUGAUUUAGAGUGUUUGAGAAUAGUUUUAAAUUUGUUUGAUGUAAAUAAUUAUGAGAUUGUUUGACACAGAAACAAUAAUAUUUUUAUUGUAUUCCCUGUACUGUUAACCAGCAAUUAAACAAUUUUACCAAGUAAUAUAAGAAAAUUUCCAUAGGGGAAAGCAAUCAUUUUUAUGUUGACUUGUAAUAAAAUAACUAAGAUGCUAUUCCAGUCAAAAGCAUACAUCCUAUGCAUGUAUAUGCAUACAGGUGUAAAGCCUCUUCCUUCUGCCAGUAUGACCGACAAUAACUAUUUAUGGAGUAGAGUAGGAUAUAUAAUUGUAUGGGUGGCUUCUAAGUAUGAGCUCCAAUUGUAUGUUACCCCAUUGAAUUGGAAGUUAGAACAUAUCCGCACAACACGUUCCCAAUAUUGUACACCUUUCAAAAAAUCGUAACAAAUCCCUUAAUUCUGCAGUUCACAAUAUACAGGCUGAAGAUUGUUUCUUUUUAAUCCAUUGUUGUAUGCAAAGGCAUGUAUUUUGUCUGUCCCAAUGGGGAUUCCCACUCAUAUUGGGUGUAUGACUUGUGAUUCUAUUAGUUUCUUUUUACAGUAUUUUCUACAAUAAAGGUAUGUCUUCAGUCUGUGUAUAUAACACUUGCUGUAAGUGAAAAUGCCAUUUGUAGGAAGUAGAGAAUUGCCACAGAAUUAGUGACAAUAAAU
This is a messenger RNA of Ahaetulla prasina, 3238 nucleotides long. RefSeq names its product G protein-coupled receptor 37 (gene GPR37). NCBI's taxonomy places the organism in Eukaryota, Metazoa, Chordata, Lepidosauria, Squamata, Colubridae. Gene Ontology annotation, molecular function: prosaposin receptor activity; G protein-coupled peptide receptor activity. Bases 93 to 1922 code for a protein of 609 amino acids. The record is from RefSeq and is a predicted model, not a curated record. Gene Ontology annotation, biological process: positive regulation of MAPK cascade; adenylate cyclase-inhibiting G protein-coupled receptor signaling pathway. Gene Ontology annotation, cellular component: plasma membrane; signaling receptor complex. The transcript has 2 exons.